AUGAUAACAUAUGUUGCUGCUCAACAAACUUGUCAACUGACUGAUCCGGAUAUUCUUGGACCGUACUAUCUUCCUGGUGCACCUACAUCUAAAGAGCAACUUUGCGCCAAUGUACCGGCACAUGAUCGAUUGAUUUUAACUGGACAAGUACUCGAUUACGAAUCGAAAUGUCAACGUGGUGUUCCCAAUGUGAAAUUGGAUUUAUGGCAGGCUAAUUACAAUGGUGUGUAUUCUGGUGGUCAGAAUGCUAAUGAUUGGUGGUGUCGAGGUAUCAUUAAAACGGAUUCCAAUGGCAAAUUUCGUAUUACUACUCUGUUUCCUGGCCGCUACGAUGACGGUGGUUACCGUCCGGCUCACAUUCAUUUCAAGGUUACUGCUGAAGGUUAUCCAACAUUAGUAACCCAAUUGUAUUUCAAUCUUGAUUAUUAUCUCUCACCACGUGAUUCAUGCAAACGCUGUCGUAGCAAUGCCAAAUCGUUGGUGGUAUCAGCCGUACAUCGUGAUGAUAUCAAAACAUUCGAAGACACCAAUCAACAAAGUCGUUUAAUAGUUGCAUUAUGGUAUUUUAUAACAAAAAUAUCGAUGAAUAAAUUAUAUGAUAUAGUUACUUAUUUUCCACCCUGGAAUCAAACACAAUUGUUUACACCGAUUGAUAUUAAUCAAUUUGAGAUGGCAAAAUGUAUAGUUAUUAUUGUUAAUUUACUUAAAUCAAUGACAACUCAUCUACCUGAUCAAUUAUUACAAUUUUUCUAUGAUAUUGCAUUAGAAAUGACGAAAACUGAUGGAUCAUCAAAUAGUGAUAAUCAAUUAAAUCAACAACGUUCAUCAACUACAUUAAGUUAUGUAUCUACUCAAUAUUUAUUUGGUAGUAGUUUAACAGAGGAAUUAGAUUUUUUUUAUUUUACAUCCGUUGCUGCUAAAAAUUCUUUUGAAAUAUAUUUACGUAAACAAAAUGAUGAUCCAGCAUUCAUCGAAGGUAUAGAUAUUAAUUUUAGAACAAAUUUUAUUGAAAUUGAAAUGGAUGCACUUAAUUUAGAUUGA
Rotaria sp. Silwood1 is the source of this 1041-nucleotide messenger RNA. Lineage: Eukaryota; Metazoa; Rotifera; Eurotatoria; Philodinida; Philodinidae. The record is from the annotation of a GenBank genome assembly.